Molecule: messenger RNA, 1587 nt
Organism: Trachymyrmex cornetzi
Lineage: Eukaryota; Metazoa; Arthropoda; Insecta; Hymenoptera; Formicidae
Product: ATP-dependent DNA helicase PIF1-like
Exons: 1
Biological process (GO): telomere maintenance; DNA repair
Molecular function (GO): DNA helicase activity
Source: RefSeq, a predicted model, not a curated record
AUGUCGCGAUUGAACGAAGACCAGAAAAGAGUCUUCGAUAGAGUAUGCGAAAUUUUGCAAAAUAAAAAUCAGAUUCUGCGACUGUAUGUAAGCGGCGAGGGUGGUACAGGGAAAAGUUUUCUUAUUGAAACGAUUAAACAUUGGAUCGGAAUAAAUUUGAAAAAAGUGACUUCCAUAUCUGCUCCCACGGGUAUCGCGGCAUGCAAUAUCAAUGGUUUGACGAUCCAUAGAAUGUUUCAGCUACCUGUUACCCAUGAAUCCAUGGCAAAGUAUACGCACUUGUCAGAUAUGGUUUUGAAAACUUUGAGAGAGAAAUUAAAGAAUGUCGAAUUAUUUAUAAUCGAUGAGGUUUCCAUGAUUUCGAAUGUGACAAUGAUGUUUAUUAAUUUACGAUUAUGUGAAAUUUUCGACACGACAGAUACAGACGACGGUUUUUUUGGCAGAAAACACAUUCUUCUGUUUAGAGACUUGUUGCAGCUUCCCCCUGUAAAAGAACAAUUUUCGUUCGUUAUAAUGUCUCGAUCAGAGAUUCAGAAGUAUUUAGGUACCAUGGGUGGAUCUGAUUUGUGGAGAUUGUUCGAAUACGACGAACUUUUGAUUAAUAUGCGACAAAGAUGUGACAACACAUACCGCGAGAUACUUUCUAGAAUUCGGAUAGGUUUGGUAACGGAUUCUGACAUCAAUGUUCUCCAGUCGAGAAAAAUUAAUUUCAAAGGAAGUUGCGAUGAAAGAUUGAAUGAACUUUGCACUUAUAUGAAUCAAUUACCGGUUGAUACAAUAUGUUUAUUACCCACGUGUUAUUUGUGCACGACUUUGAACACGGCGAUGCUCGAUAAAAUUAAUGGCGAUGAAAUUUUACUGAUAGCAGAAGAUAAUGUCGACUGUUCUCCAGCAAUGAAGAAAAAAGUGCACAAAAUUUUAAAAGACAAAGAUGAAAAAGUUUCGGAAACAGCUGGUAUUGAAAGAGUAAAAGCGAUUAAAAUUGGCGCUAAAGUGAUGAUUCGACGAAACAUUGAUAUCACUUUGGGACUUGUCAAUGGAACAAUAGGCAUUGUAAUUGCGAUUCAUCGCUCUGUUGAUGGAAAUCGUAUUGAUACCGUUACAAUAGUUACUUCUGAUAAUAAACAAGUCAUAAUAACGAGAGUAGAUAUUAAACUCGAAGUAUUCCACAAAAUAGUGGUACAUCGGAAACAAUUUCCAUUGUCUCUCAGUUAUGGAAUAACUGUACAUAAAAGUCAAGGAAUUACGCAAUAAAAAUGCAAUGAUGCAAUGAUGGAUUUAGGAACGAGUGUGUUCACUGAUGGUCAAGUGUAUGUAGGUCUGUCACGAGUGAGUACACUGGAGGGUCUACAUUUGAUAAAUUUCAAUCCGGCAUCCGUUAGAACAAACUCGGGAGCCAUUGCAGAAUAUAAUCGACUGAGAUCUGUACUCAAAUCUCAGCUACCACAAAUCAAUUCGUCCGAGAAAAAGGCUGUGAAAAUUUACGACUGUAUAUGGGCAAUACCUCAUAUCAUUGAUGAUGUACAGAAUUACGGUUAUGCUGACCGUAAGUAUAGUUACAUGGAAAAUAUUCGGCCUUUGCAAUGA